Messenger RNA from Triticum urartu, 1897 nucleotides. Its product is annotated as putative transcription factor RL9. The record is from RefSeq and is a predicted model, not a curated record. Gene Ontology annotation, biological process: regulation of DNA-templated transcription; abaxial cell fate specification. Lineage: Eukaryota; Viridiplantae; Streptophyta; Magnoliopsida; Poales; Poaceae. Gene Ontology annotation, cellular component: nucleus. Gene Ontology annotation, molecular function: transcription cis-regulatory region binding.
CUAGGGGGUUGAGAGGGAGCGCCAAGUAGUAGUAACUCCAGUACUAGAGACAGAUACAAAAGGAGGCAUCACACCACCCCCCAGCCUCAGCCCAGCCAAAGCGCAAGCAUUCCCGAGCAACGCAACACGGCCGCCCGGCCUCCCUCCCAAGAACGCCAAGAACCUUCUUCCCGAUCCUCCCCCUCCCCGUCCCACCAGUCCGGCCUAGGUGUCCGUGCGUGGUAGCCAGGCACGCGCGCGCGCGUCCGAUCGGGGCGCGCCGGUGGCCGGGAGAUGGAGGCGGGCUCGGCCGCGUCGCCGGACCUCUCGCUGCACAUCAGCCUGCCCAGCACUGGCCCGCCGACGGGCCCGGGGGGCGGUGGAGGCGGGCGCGGGCCUGUGGGCGGCGGCGGCGGGGACCCCUGGAGGAGGCUGAACGGGUCCACGGCGUCCACGGAGCUGUCCUUGUCCCCGCCCCUCCUGGCCGCCGACCAGGAGGGCGCCGCCCAGCCGUGGCGGCACAGGCCCUCGUCGUCGGCUGCGGCGUCCUCGGCCGCCACCACGUCCGCCCAGGCCGCGCUGAUGACCAUGCCGAUGCUGCAGCCGCUGGACGCGGGUGUCGGCGGCGCGUCGGCCGCGCCGCCAAUCCGGGGGAUACCUAUCUACAACGGCGCCGGGGGCUUCCCGUUCCUGCCGCCGGCGCCUGGGGGAGGAGAAGGGCACCACAUCCCGAAGGUCGGCUUCUACAGCUACCACCAUCCGGCGACGUGGCCCUCCUCCCUGGGAUCGACGUCGCCGUCCUCUCUCGGGCCGGGGCCGGCGCCACCCGCGAAUUCCUUCGACCCCACGGCGGCGUUCCUGUCCUCGGCCGCGCACCAUCGCAUGCUAUCGGCCUCCGGGAGGCUAAACGGCAUGCUCUCCGACACCCUCCGCAGCUACGGCGGCCCCGGCGGCGGCGUCGGCAUGGGUCUCGGCGGACACCAUCAUCAUCUCCACGGCGGGCAGCCCUUCGGCUUGGGGUCCCGGUUCAUGCCCAAGCUCCCCGCCAAGCGCAGCAUGCGCGCGCCCCGCAUGCGCUGGACCAGCACCCUCCACGCCCGCUUCGUCCACGCCGUGGAGCUCCUCGGCGGCCACGAGAGGGCGACGCCCAAGUCGGUCCUAGAGCUCAUGGACGUGAAGGAUCUGACGCUAGCGCAUGUGAAGAGCCAUCUCCAGAUGUAUCGCACCGUCAAGAGCACUGACAAGCCUGCCGCCUCAGGCCCGACCGACGGCGGCUCCGGCGACGACGACUUCCCCAGCGCCGGUGGCCAGGCCGGGUCCGGCGGCGACAACAACAUGUGCCCGAGGCCGUUCCCGGAGCACCGGUCCACCUCCGAGGGCGCGGCGAGCUCCGUCGGCGGCGGCGGCGGCGACAUGGACCAGUCCUCGGCGGGGAACGCCAGCACCAGGUGGAGCAACUCCUCGAGCAGGGACCCAUGGCUGUCAUCUAACUCUUGCAACAUGGAUGCUCAUCGCUCCAUUGGACUGUCUUCUCCAAUGGAGAACAUGGAGCCCUGCAGAUCAACCGGCUCGCAGGUGUCGAACCACGAGCUGAGCAGCCCGAGCCUGGAGUUCACGCUGGGCAGACCGGACUGGCAUGGCGCGGAUCAUGACUAGCCAUGCAUUGAGUCAUCAGAUCGACAAGAAAAACCUAGCAACGCUAAUUUUCGGUCCAAGAUAGUACACCGGUACUGAUCAUCUUUUAGUUGAGUUUGCCCCGGCCCCAAGUCCGUCGGCUUCCGUGAAGAAAUCAACGGCAACUUCAGAUAUAUCGCUCCGCCGGAAUAGGAGGAACACCCAGCAUGGUCGAUCGGGAAAAGCCAUAUAUAUACCGGAUUGAUAUCUGUUAGUUUAAAUUCGAGGUUUCUUUCUUGGUUUC